CAAGCUAAAUCAUCGAAAGUGAAUAAAACAAGCAAGAGAAGUGUGGCAAUGAAAAAAGUGGAUGUAUCAGAUGAAAAUAUGACAUCCAAGGAGAUGCUGGAGAAAAUCGCCGAGCUCGAUCACAGUCGGAGUCAGCUGAAGCUUCGAAACACUGAGAUGAGGCACUUGCUCGAUGCAGCAGAUGAUGAGAUGACUGUGCUGCGAUCAGGAAAUGAGGCAUUAAGAAAACAAGUGAAAACGCUGGAGCAGAUGAUCGUAGAUGUCCAGCAUGUGGAAGCGCAGCCUUGCAGGUUGCCACUGGGGGAUGACCUCCAUCUAAAGCAGUCCACUAAAGUUAGGCAACAAGAACUGGUCGGUGACGGUAAGGAACACAAUGCGAUGAUGGAACAAAAUAAGAAUCUGAUUGCAGAGGUUCAGAGGUUCCAAGAGCAAAGAGAAAAGGACAUGAUGAGCUUGAGCAAGUUCAGUGUUGCACUUAAAAACAGUGAGUUUAGAACAGAAGAGGCUCAGAUAGGACUGCAGCAAAGGGACGAGGUUAUUCAACAGAAUAAGUUGCAAUUAAAGCAAGCGGAGGAAACAAUCGAGGAGUAUUCCACCAUCAUCAAGGAUCUCAGGCUGACAAACCAGGAGCUGAGGACUCAGUUAGAGGACACAGAGAAUGAGGCCUCGCUAGCUACUCUCAGUGAUUUCCUGGGAGAAAAGCAGGCAUUGCCUAUUUCCAGGAUGUCUUUUGCAGAGGAGGUCAAGCUUCUAGCUGAAAUUAAAAAAGAGGAAAAUGAAGCAGAGGAACCGACCAGUCCUCCAAUCUACCACCAAACAAGCAGGAUGUCUCGAUCCACGAGACACACAACGAGGCAAAGGGCGCCCGCUGGUGGCACCGUGGCGUUUUCACUGAAGUCACCAAGGAGCCGGCGGAUGGUGCGACCGGACGGGUUGACCCGAAUUCCUUGCAUCUGGGCGGUGUGCUUGCGUUGCCGAUGA
This is a messenger RNA of Phycodurus eques (leafy seadragon), 981 nucleotides long. RefSeq names its product cytadherence high molecular weight protein 2-like. The record is from RefSeq and is a predicted model, not a curated record. The transcript is spliced from 13 exons. The coding region runs from base 49 to 981 and encodes 310 amino acids. NCBI's taxonomy places the organism in Eukaryota, Metazoa, Chordata, Actinopteri, Syngnathiformes, Syngnathidae.